Messenger RNA from Erythranthe guttata (spotted monkey flower), 1238 nucleotides. Its product is annotated as Acyl-CoA N-acyltransferases (NAT) superfamily protein. The record is from RefSeq and is a predicted model, not a curated record. Gene Ontology annotation, molecular function: protein-N-terminal amino-acid acetyltransferase activity; histone acetyltransferase activity. Lineage: Eukaryota; Viridiplantae; Streptophyta; Magnoliopsida; Lamiales; Phrymaceae. Gene Ontology annotation, biological process: N-terminal peptidyl-methionine acetylation. Gene Ontology annotation, cellular component: Golgi membrane.
ACAGUUAGAAACAAAAAUCGCCAAAAUUGACAACGCGACUCUGUUCUAAACAGAACUUGACGGAAGAGAAGCUCUUCGCAAAGGGGAAGACGAAGGAAGCACGAAACUCAAAAGCGAUCGAUUCCAAUUAUUCGUUACCGGCGAAGGAAACUGAAGCAAUCGUUUCUGUUCGCUCUUUCACUUCCUUAAUUUCAUUUUCUUCCAUCUAUGCGAUCGAGCUAAAGUAGGAUUACCGAGGCUGCAUGCAUGGCUGCUGUUUUAGAUGUUGCAUAAAUGGAAGAAACUAUUAGCUUGCACCGUUUCCAAAUAUUUUCUGGUGAUUGACUCAAAAUAAUAGUCCUCGAUGGUAGAUCUCAGAGUUCCCUAUCGUCCAAUUAUAGCUUAUAGGCCCAUACGCCCGUCUGACUUUGCGAUUCUUGAGAAAAUUCAUGGAGAUCUAUUUCCCAUAAGGUAUGAAUCUGAGUUCUUCCACAAUGUUGUCAAUGGACAUGAUAUUGUCUCCUGGGGAGCCGUUGAUCACAGUCGGCCAAAUGAACAGAGUGAUGAACUUAUCGGAUUUGUUACUGCAAGAAUUGUUUCAGCAAAAGAUAGUGAGAUAGAAGACCUGCUCAGCUUUGACUUGUCGAAAACAGACCAAACAUUAGUAUACAUCUUAACAUUGGGUGUCGUAGAAUCCUACAGAAAUCUGGGAAUAGCCAGCUCACUAAUCAACGAGGUUACGAAGUAUGCCUCAAAUGUUUAUACAUGUCGUGCCGUUUAUCUACAUGUGAUCUCAUACAAUAAUCCAGCCAUACAUUUUUACAAGAAAAUGUCCUUCCAGUGCUUAAGAAGGCUGUACAAUUUUUAUUACAUAAACGGACACCAUUACGAUUCAUUCCUGUUUGUAUACUAUGUCAAUGGCGGUCGAUCUCCUUGCUCACCUCUCGAACUUGUGACACUAUUUGUUACUUAUGCAAAGAGUGGAUUUAAAUCCGUGGCUGCAAAGCUGUGGAGAAACGAAGAAAGGAAGAUUUCAAAGUGGCCGAAAUGUAAAGAAUCCGGUUGUCUUCUACCGACAGUGCAGAAUAAAAGAUCGGUUACAGGCGAGGGAUCUCGGUGUCAAUUUGUCUGACUUAUUACCGCACAUAGAAAUUCUUGCAUUGUUUGUUGUAACAACUCGUAAAAUAAUGUGAAAUAUCAUUAACAGUUUCAACUAUACAUUUAACUGUUGUUAGCAUGUAUAUGGUUGUUUUCGCUGA